GGGCUGGGGCGGGGCCGCGGCUGACCCCGCCCACCCGCCGGCCGCUGCCCGGGAGCCCGGGCGGAACGAACAGCGGGGCCCGAGCGGCCGGCGGCGCGGCGCAGACAAUGGGAGCGGCGCUGGCGGCGGGGGCCGCGGAGCCCCGGGCCCGGCGGGGACGGGAGGCCGCGCCAUGAGCCUCGCAGCCGGGCGCCCCCCUGUGCGGCGCGCAGGCCGAGGCGAGCGGCCUCUGCGAGUCCCGGGCCCCAUCCAGGGGCCGGCGAUGCGCUGCCGGGGCUGAGGAUGAUGGUAGAUUGCCAGAGCUCCACGCAGGAGAUCGGCGAGGAGCUGGUCAACGGGGUCGUCUACUCCAUCUCGCUGCGCAAGGUGCAGGUGCACCAUGGCGCCUCCAAGGGCCAGCGCUGGCUCGGGUGUGAAAAUGAGGCGGCCCUGAACCUGUACGAGACCUGCAAGGUGCGCACGGUAAAGGCGGGCACGCUGGAGAAGCUGGUGGAGCACCUGGUGCCGGCCUUCGAGGGCAGCGACCUCUCCUACGUGACCAUCUUCCUGUGCACCUACCGCGCCUUCACCACCACGCAGCAGGUCCUGGACCUGCUCUUCAAAAGCAGGUACGGUAGAUGUGACGCCCUCACGGCCUCCUCUAGAUACGGGUGCAUCCUCCCCUACUCCCACGAGGACGGCGGGCCCCAGGACCAGCUGAGAAAUGCCAUCUCCUCCAUCCUGGGCACCUGGCUGGACCAGUACUCAGAGGACUUCUGCCAGCCCCCCGACUUCCCCUGCCUCAGGCAGCUGGCGGCUUACGUGCAGCUCAACAUGCCUGGCUCCGACCUGGAGCGCCGUGCGCACCUGCUCCUGGCUCAGCUGGAGCAGGCGGAGCUGGAGGCUCUAUCGCCAGCUCCAGCUCCAGAGCCAGCGCCAGAGCUGGAGCCCGCUCCAGCGCCGGCUGCAGCAUCCAGCCCGGCCCCAGCGCCCAGUCCAGUGCUGGUCUCGGGGCGAGAGCUAAUCUUGGCUCCGGAGCUUGAGCCAGCUCUCGAGCCGGCCCCAGAGCGAGAGCCGGCGCCAGCACUGGCCCCGACGCCCACUCCAGAGCUGGAGGCAGCUCUGUCGCGAACUCUAGAACUGGGGCCGGCUCCAGCGCCAGAGCCUUCCUGGCCUUCGCCGGUGGCCGCAGAGAAUGGGCUGAGCGAGGAGAAGCCUCACCUCCUGGCGUUCCCGCCGGACCUGGUGGCAGAGCAGUUUACCCUGAUGGACGCGGAGCUGUUCAAGAAGGUGGUGCCCUACCACUGCCUGGGCUCCAUCUGGUCCCAGCGCGACAAGAAGGGCAAGGAGCACCUGGCCCCCACCGUCCGCGCCACCGUCACCCAGUUCAACAGCGUGGCCAACUGCGUCAUCACCACCUGCCUCGGGGACCGCAGUGCCACGGCCCGGGACAGGGCCCGCGUGGUGGAGCACUGGAUCGAGGUGGCCAGGGAGUGCCGGGCGCGCAAGAACUUCUCGUCGCUGCAUGCCAUCCUCUCCGCUCUGCAGAGCAACUCCAUCCACCGGCUGAAGAAGACGUGGGAAGAGGUCUCCAGGGACAGCUUGCGGGUCUUUCAGAAGCUGUCGGAGAUUUUCUCGGAUGAGAACAACUACUCCCUGAGCCGGGAGCUGCUCAUCAAGGAGGGAACCUCCAAGUUCGCCACCCUGGAGAUGAACCCCAAGAGGGCCCAGAAGCGGCCGAAGGAGACGGGUGUCAUCCAGGGCACCAUCCCCUACCUGGGCACGUUCCUCACGGACCUGGUGAUGCUGGACACCGCGAUGAAGGACUACCUGUAUGGGAGGCUGAUCAACUUCGAGAAGAGGAGGAAGGAGUUUGAAGUCAUCGCCCAGAUCAAGCUGCUGCAGUCGGCUUGCAACAACUACAGCAUCGAGCCCGAGGAGCAGUUCGGGGCCUGGUUCCGCGCCACGCAGAGGCUCAGCGAGGCCGACAGCUACAACCUGUCGUGUGAGCUGGAGCCCCCCUCCGAGUCGGCCAGCAACACCCUGAAGGCCAAGAAGAGCACCGCCAUCGUGAAGCGCUGGAGCGACCGCCAGGCCCCCAGCACGGAGCUGAACACCAGCGGCAGCUCGCAUUCCAAGUCCUGCGACCAGCUCAGGUGCGGCCCCUACCUCAGCAGCGGCGACAUCGCCGACGCGCUCAGCGUCCACUCGGCGGGCUCCUCCAGCUCCGACGUGGAGGAGGCCAACGUGAGCUUCGUCCCGGAGUCCCCCGACGGCCAGGAGAAGAAGUUCUGGGAGUCGGCCUCCCAGUCGUCGCCGGAGACCUCCGGCAUCAGCUCGGCCUCCAGCAGCGCCUCCUCCUCCUCGGCCUCCACCACGCCCGUGGCCGGCACCCGCACGCACAAGCGCUCCGUCUCGGGGGUCAGCAGCCACAGCGCCUCGCUGCCACUCUACAACCAGCAGGUGGGCGACUGCUGCAUCAUCCGAGUCAGCCUGGACGUGGACAACGGCAACAUGUACAAGAGCAUCCUGGUGACCAGCCAAGACAAGGCCCCGGCCGUCAUCCGCAAGGCCAUGGACAAGCACCACCUGGACGAGGGCGAGCCGGAGCACUACGAGCUGGUGCAGGUCAUCUCGGACGAGCGGAAGCUGAAGAUCCCCGACAACGCCAACGUGUUCUACGCCAUGAACUCCGCUGCCAACUACGACUUCGUCCUAAGGAAACGGACCUUCACCAAGGGGGCGAAGGUCAGGCACGGGGCCAGCUCUACCCUCCCCCGCAUGAAGCAGAAGGGACUCAAGAUCGCCAAGGGCAUCUUCUAGCGGGUCCCUCGCGACGGCCCGGCCACAGGCCCGCCCUGUCCAGGAUCGGGCUGGCCGAGCAAGGAGCCGCUCACAGACGGCAGUGGCCCCGGCCCAGGCGGGCGCCUUCCGGAGCCCCGCCUGUCAGCCCAGGCCACCCCCGCCUCCGGUCUCACCCUGGACCUCCCUCGCUGCCGGGAUUGACGCCUGCCCGCCGGCAGGCUGACCUGGCCCCCCGUGGACCACUCGCCGCCUUAGGUGCCUUCCGCUCUCUGGACCCAGAGGACUCGCCGACGCUGCCAAGGGGCACGGAGCCCGCCCGCCCCCGGGCACGCCCUCGCCACACCUCCCCCACACCUGCCCAGGUGUGGGUCACUGCCACUCGUGCCCACGGGCGCCCCGGGGCACCCAGUCUCCCACCGGGUCCGACCACUGCAGUUCUCUCCUCACAGCCACGGGCACCGGCCGUGCCACUGCCGGGGCCCCGGCCCCCUGCCACCACUCCAGCCUUCCGCAGGCCGCACCAAAGAUCCCAUCGUCGGGGCCAUCUGAGAGAGGGGGCCCCCCGGCCCGACCCCCUGCCCGAGGGGAGGGGAGGGGAGGGGAGGGGAGGAGAUGAGAGGAGGGGCCCUCCUCCCAGACCCCUCUCCGCUGGACACUGCGAGUGCCACGGACCACUGCGCCCUGGGCUUCACGAGACGGAGACCGCAGGGGGCGGGGUCCGUGGGAAAGGAGACCUGGGGGGAGGGGAGGGCAUUGAACAUUUGUAUAAAAGGCAAAAACCAUGUUUACUGGUUGGGGAGGGGCAAUAUUUAUUUGUUGUAAAUAGAAAAUGCUAGACUUGAAUAUUAUAUUAAAAUCCCGUUUCUACUAUA
This is a messenger RNA of Phyllostomus hastatus (greater spear-nosed bat), 3656 nucleotides long. It is a transcript of the gene RALGDS, whose product is annotated as ral guanine nucleotide dissociation stimulator. Gene Ontology annotation, molecular function: guanyl-nucleotide exchange factor activity. The transcript has 18 exons. Gene Ontology annotation, cellular component: plasma membrane. NCBI's taxonomy places the organism in Eukaryota, Metazoa, Chordata, Mammalia, Chiroptera, Phyllostomidae. Gene Ontology annotation, biological process: positive regulation of GTPase activity; Ras protein signal transduction. The record is from RefSeq and is a predicted model, not a curated record. Bases 283 to 2802 code for a protein of 839 amino acids.